CAUCCUCCCUCCCUCUCGUCCACCCCCUCCUAUCUCACUCAAUAAAAAUUCCCUUUUCUUUGUUUCUUUCUUGCUCGUCCGCCAGUCGCCAUUUCUCUUCUGACUAUUUCUCCUUCAUUCUUUCUCUUUCCGGCGAAAUUCCUUUCUUUAGAAUCGGACACUGCCAGGUCCACUUUCUGAUUCUCUCUGCACUGGUAAAACACAUUACACUUCCAUCAAGCUUUGGAAAGAAACGCAACCUGACUCUUUGCCCACCCUUCUUUCUUUCUUUAUUCACUCUGGGAGGUAUCUACGACACGUGCUUUUCACUUGACCAAUGGCGGUUCCUCUAACGGUUGCCGCCGCACGGGCUUCACUUUACGUCGGCGACCUCCACCCUGACGUCAGCGAUGGACAGCUGCUCGAAUUGUUCUUGGAGUUCAAGAGCCUCACUUCUGUUCGGAUCUGUAGGGACUCCUCCACCGGCAGGUCUCUAUGUUAUGGCUAUGUCAACUUCAACUCUCCUCAAGAUGCUAUUCGUGCUAUUGAGGUGAAGAAUCAUUUUAAACUGAACGGGAAAAUGAUAAGGGUCAUGUGGACCCAUCGUGACCCCGAAGCAAGAAAAAGCGGCAAAGCGAACGUAUUUGUUAAGAACUUAGCUGAACCUAUAGAUAAUGCGGGAUUACACGAACUGUUUCAAAAAUUCGGGAAAAUCUUGUCCACCAAAGUUGUCACGUCUGAAUAUGGGAAGAGCAAGGGGUAUGGCUUCGUUCAAUUUGAGUCAGAGGACUCUGCAAAUGUCGCCAUUGAAAAGCUGAAUGGCUCCACUGUUAGAGAUAAACUGAUAUAUGUUGGUAAGUUUGUCAAAAAAAGUGAACGUCUCUUGCCCGGUCCCGAUUCCAAGUUCACGAAUUUGUUUAUGAAAAAUCUGGACCCAGAGACCACAGAAGAGCUUCUGCAGGAAAAGUUCGCCCCUUUUGGAAACAUUGUUAAUUUGGCUGUUGCUAAGGACAACAAUGGAGUAUCAAAGGGUUUCGGCUUUGUGAACUAUGAUAAUCCAGAUGAUGCUAAACGGGCAAUGGAAACCAUGAAUGGAUCACGACUAGGUUCGAAGAUUAUAUAUGUAGCCAGAGCGCAAAAGAAGGCUGAGCGUGAAAAGAUCUUGCACCAUCAGUUUGAGGAGAAGCGUAGGCAACGGAUCUUGAAAUAUAAGGGAUCAAACAUUUAUGUGAAAAACAUUGAUGAUGAUGUCAAUGACGAAGAACUAAGACAUCAUUUUAGUUCAUGCGGGACAAUAACGUCUGCUAAAGUUAUGCGGGACGACAAAGGAAUAAGCAAGGGGUUUGGUUUUGUCUGUUUCUCCGCUCCUGAGGAGGCCAAUAGAGCUGUAAACAUUUUCCAUGGAUGCAUGUUUCAUCGUAAACUGCUAUAUGUUGCCAUAGCUCAAAGGAAGGAAGACAGGCAAGCACAAUUAAAGGUGCAGUAUGCACCGGGAAUAGCAGGACUAGCUGGACCUCCAACCGCUGUUAUACCUGGUGGAUAUCCUCCUUACUACUACGAAGCCACUGGUGUUGUUUCACAGCUGCCAUAUCGACCCGGGCUAGUUUAUCAACCGCUGGGAUUGAGGCCAGGAUGGAGGCCUAACGGCUUUGCACCUCCAACAAGACCAGCUCAACAGGCUCCAUUUUCUGUUCCUGCUACUUCUAUGAGGCCGCACAGACAAAACAGGAGUAGGAUGAAUGGGCAGGCAAUUUCGCAGGGGAAUGUUCGCUUGGGUAAAUUCAUGCCACAAGCACAACACCCUUCGCAGCCAAUGGUCUCUUCAAAAGAAUCAACUACUCGGCAGGUUCGCUUUGCUUUUGCUGCUCAGGAGUGGCAGCAGCAAAAGCAACUCCUUGGCGAGCAUAUUUACCGACGGGUACAUAAACUCAAGCCUAGCCUGGCAGCGAAGAUUACUGGGAUGCUCCUGGAAAUGGAAAUUGGUGAAUUGCUGCUUCUCCUGGAAUCUCCAAGAUCUCUUUUUGCCAAGGUGGAAGAAGCUGUGCAGGUGCUUAAGAACUCCAAGACUUGAGUGUCGGGCCAGGAUGCACUUCAUCCGAGCAACUUUCCAGCUGAGGUUGCUGUGAACUGAAGACUUCAACUUGAAGCCAAUGACUUGAGCGAAACUUCUGGAGACCCAGAUUUUUGUUCAUAAUUUUUGACAUGUGAGAUUCAGAGAUAGCUUUGUUUUGGAUUUUGAUUUCAAUGCUUGACUAAAGGAUGAACUUGAGCUGAAGAUCGUUUACUUUUUCGUUCAAUUACAU
Molecule: messenger RNA, 2282 nt
Organism: Prosopis cineraria
Lineage: Eukaryota; Viridiplantae; Streptophyta; Magnoliopsida; Fabales; Fabaceae
Product: polyadenylate-binding protein 7-like
Exons: 9
Coding region: 317-2050 (577 amino acids)
Cellular component (GO): ribonucleoprotein complex
Molecular function (GO): RNA binding
Source: RefSeq, a predicted model, not a curated record